UGUCCGUGAAAGUCAGUCAUGAGGGUGGCAACUUUGGUAAAACACGUGGACAACAAGUGUCUCAUGACCAUAGUUCUCGACAUCAACCUGAAGAUAAUACACAUGUGGUUCCUCCUCUUAACUUAAGAACGUCAAUCUCUCCCGUGAACAAAUCAAACGGAACAUUUUCGUCAAGAGUAUCUGAUCCCACAUUAAAUGUGAAACGGAAUUCAUUAAUAUCUGUACGCGAUGUUAAAACAUCAUAUUCAGAAGCAGACAAGGACAGAUCAGAGACUUUAAUUAAUAAAUGGGUGAAUGAAGAUUUUAGUAGUUUCAAUACAAACAGAGAACAGAAUUAUGACGGACAUUCUAAAGCAAAUCUUUCUAAUGAGGUUAUAGUGCCAUUUCAUAGAACUGCAAGUGCAACAUUAUUCCGAGAAUCUUUAGCCUCGCAAGAGGUUUAUGAAAGUAAGAAUAUUAGUGAGCUUUCAGAGGCUACUGGGAAUUUACCAGACCGUAGAGGCGUUAAAAAAGGUCGUUCAGUUCCAGAGGUACAAGCAACAAGAACGUCACGAUUACGUGAAAAAGGGACAGGUAGCAAAAACUCUUCGCUAACAAGUCGCCGUAAAAAACAUGGAGUAGAAGGACCUCAACAAACUGUUCAAAAAUCUAAACCACAUAUAUUAACUUCAGAGGAAACAUCUGAUGAUCGAUUUACGAACAAAUAUAACAAUAUAUCAUCCAGUGGUCAAGGAAAUGAAACGACAAGUAUUCCCAGUGUAAGUACCGGAUAUUAUUUUAAUACUUAAUUUGGAAUCUUGGAGUUUCCGCAAUUAUUGUCGUGUAAAAAAUAUCGUCUGCAGCACAAAGAAAAAUGUGCAAGUGCAAAAGAGUUAAAACAUUUGCAAAUCUAGCCUGUGUUGCAGACUCUAACAAUAUUAUUUAUUAAACUGUUCACAUCAUGCAAUAUGGGACAAGUAGUUCUAGACUUUUUCGCCCACUCGUCAAAGGAAUCUGCAGGUUAAAAAAAGGCAUUGAAAAUCCAUGCAAUCAAUGUGACUUCUUACCUAAAAACAGUUAAUUAAUCUAAAGAUAAACUGUUCAUCUAUAUAUAAAAUCUCUUCUUCUGAUACUAGUAAGUUGUAAGUAUGUAACUUGUAAAUACAGUAAAUAUUGUAAUUUUUGUUAUUUUUGUUAUUUAUACAGGGAGUGGACAUUAACACCCUCCCCCCAUAAAACAUGGUAUAUCCUGUUGUUUGUCACCAUACGUAAAAUAGAUACGUGGAGAGAGUUUUUAUUCAAAAUCCAAGAUGGUGGAUUUGAAUCAGAAAUUUAUAAUGUCGUUGAAUAGUUUCUAUUAUAUUCAUGCGAUUUUACUUUGCAUCAGUCAUCCAGAAAUGCCCAAAGGUUUGAAUGAAUCGGAAGGAACUGACUGAUGUGAUGCAGCAAAUAUCUAUAUAAUAAAAGCUUAAUAAAAUAAAAAGUAAAGUAUAAAAUUAAAGUAAUCCUUUCUUUUUCCAGCAUCUUUUAGCGACGUUUACUCCCACUGCUCACCAGGAAAAGAUUUUGGAGCAACUUGCAGCUCUAAGAAAGGUAUACACCUCUAUAAAUAUUUAUAACUAAAGGGCACUCAGAGACUGUAUACCUCCGCCAGCAAAUUAUGUCACGUAUCCCAUGCAUAAAUUAUAUGAUGGGCUAAUUAUGCAUUCAGUUUACUCUGCCCAGGAAAACAAGACAAACGUCAAAUAGACCUUUCCCCUUUUGAGUGAAAUUUUGAUCUAGACAAGUCUGGACAAAAAUUUCAUCACAGCUUGAAAGAGCAUCACGAAAUUAGUAAUAUUCCGAAGUUUCGUUGCGAAAUGUUGUAAAAUGCGGAUAAUAUACCUAAGUUUGCCGUUUUUCAGUCAUUUUGUAUUACAAACGGGAAAUUGAUAAUCAGUUUGAUCAUCUGAUUAUCAAUUUCUCAUUUGUAAUGCAAAAUGACUGAAAAACGGCAAACUUAGGUAUAUUAUCCGCAUUUUACAACAUUUCGCAACGAAACUUCGGAAUAUUACUAAUUUUGUGAUGCUCUUUCAAGCUGUGAUGAAAUUUUUGUCCAGGCAUAUCUAGAUCAAAAUUUCACUCAUAAGGGGAAAGGUCUAUUUCUCAUCCAGUUUUCAUCCAAAUUGAACUAAAAUUUAAUGGAUAUGUUCUUGGACUAUUGCAUUAUAGUUCCACAAAUUUUCGUAUUAAUACGUGGUGACAGACAAACACCCAAACAAACAAACAUACCCAGGUGAAAACGUAACCUCUUGGCGAAGAUAAUAACCGUAAGAUCAGUUUAGUUUAUCUAAGAACCUAAAGAUUAUCGUGCUGAACAGCAACGAGCAGAUUCAUUCACCGUAUAACGUACCUUCUUAGGCCAGUUUUAGACGCCGAAUUUCCGUCAAGGACAUUUUAAAAGGAAAAAAAGGACAUUUUAAAUAAUUUAAUUUGUUGCAACACAUUAAAGAUUCUGUAAAGUCCGUAAUGUAAACAAACCCUUUGUUUACAUUUUGAACCGCUAUAUUUGUAAAAUAUGAUAUACUAACUGAAUAUCUAACACUUUUCUGGUUCGCCAUGCUAUAAACUCUACGUUUAUAUUAUUAAUUAUGCUAUUACCUCCAUUACGCGCCCGCAUUACUUAACUGUUGAGGAUUCUGCAGUACUUCAUAUAGAUCAUUUUUUGCUCUUUCUCUAUUCAUAAUAUAUUUAUCGAUGUUGUUGCGAAGAAUUUAUGCAAAUCUUUUAAAGUAGUUUAUUAUUUUGAUUAUUUUACACUGGUUACUGACAGCAGUUGAGCCCCCUAUGGUUCCGUCGCACAAUUGCUGUAAUCAACUUCGAAAUUAAGAAGUGUCAGUUAUAAAUUCAACGAACUAAGCCCCGGUCAAACGAGAAUGAGAGUAAGUUGAUGAGAGUUGGCAGUCACGCAUUGUUACGGGGACAUUUCAAGCUCUAGAUCAACGAAAUAAAGAUUUGAUGAGUGUUCCAACAACGUUUUAAUUUAGAUAGAAUACAUGAUAGUGUUGGGAAAGCAUUAAGAACAGAUAACCCCAAGGUCGCAUGCCUGCCAACUCUAUUUCGCGCGGUUCCUCAUCUUUACUCGCCCAAUAAAGCUAGGGAAAUAUUCAAGUCUGUCUCGUCCUCGUUUGAUCCGAGAGUUAAAUUCGACAGAAAUAGGACGUCUAAAAGAGACCUUAACAACCCUGCAUAUAUUCAUCCACUAAUACUAUAUAUGUUUCCAAAUAAAUAGGGACUUCUGGUGAAAGAUCAAGAAAUCAAAACUCGGGUAUUCCAAAUCAAUGAAUAUGAAAUCCAAGCAUAA
Messenger RNA from Paramuricea clavata, 3322 nucleotides. The record is from the annotation of a GenBank genome assembly. Lineage: Eukaryota; Metazoa; Cnidaria; Anthozoa; Malacalcyonacea; Plexauridae.